AUGGCCGAUAUCGAUGUCAAGGUCGCUUCGUGGAAGCUGGUUGAGGUUGGCCGCCUAGUGCUGAUCCGCAGCGGACCUUUCGAGGGCAAGCUUGCUGCCAUCGUUGAGAUCGUGGACCACCGCCGUGUCCUGGUCGACGGUCCCUCCACCGAGGAGCAGAAGAUCGUGCCCCGUCACGUUCUCCCUCUCGCCCACGCCACCCUCACUCACUUCACCAUCCCCCAGCUUCCCCGUGCUGCCGGUACCGGCCCCGUCAAGAAGCUUUGGGCUAAGAACGAGAUCGAUGGCAAGUGGGCCAAGAGCUCCUUCGCUCAGCGCACCGACCGCACCGAGCGCCGCAAGAACCUUUCCGACUUCGAGCGCUUCAAGGUUCUGCGCCUCCGCAAGCAGGCUCGCUACGAGGUCCAGAAGUCCCACGCCAAGGCUCGCGCUGCCAACAAGUCAUAG
This is a messenger RNA of Penicillium expansum, 447 nucleotides long. Its product is annotated as 60S ribosomal protein eL14. The record is from RefSeq and is a predicted model, not a curated record. NCBI's taxonomy places the organism in Eukaryota, Fungi, Ascomycota, Eurotiomycetes, Eurotiales, Aspergillaceae. Gene Ontology annotation, molecular function: structural constituent of ribosome; RNA binding. The transcript has 3 exons. Gene Ontology annotation, cellular component: cytosolic large ribosomal subunit; ribosome. Gene Ontology annotation, biological process: translation; ribosomal large subunit biogenesis. The coding region runs from base 1 to 447 and encodes 148 amino acids.